Messenger RNA from Serinus canaria (Common canary), 2655 nucleotides. RefSeq names its product patatin like phospholipase domain containing 1 (gene PNPLA1). NCBI's taxonomy places the organism in Eukaryota, Metazoa, Chordata, Aves, Passeriformes, Fringillidae. Bases 504 to 1631 code for a protein of 375 amino acids. Gene Ontology annotation, cellular component: cytoplasm; membrane; lipid droplet. The transcript is spliced from 9 exons. Gene Ontology annotation, biological process: lipid homeostasis; triglyceride catabolic process. Gene Ontology annotation, molecular function: triacylglycerol lipase activity. The record is from RefSeq and is a predicted model, not a curated record.
CUGGCUUUAAGUGUCUUAUACAAGCCUUUACUCACUCAGUACUGAGCUGUGCCUAAGCUGGGAUUGAUGGAGAAUCCAAUUUAGGAAAACACCCUUUGAUGAAGAGAGGAUCAAGCAAAGAGGAAUUUUUGCACGGAUGUUCCCAAGUGUGACAGGCACAAUAACACCAGGACCCUCUCUGGAGGACUCCUGGGGCACUGCAGACCUGUCAGCAUGAGAGGGGAGCCCUGAUUCAGCCCUGAGCAUCCGAGCUGGCUGUGGUUGAGGAUUAUAAGAGCUGUUUUGAUCAGGGGAAAAUUUCUGUUUUUAGCACAGGCAGCAAUUAAAAUAGCUCUCAACGCCUCGGGGAGCUGUCAUAAAGGGAGGCAGAAAAUCCGUCUUCUGGACUCCUCUGCAGCUAGAGAUGAGCCUGGAGACAGCAGAGGAGAAGAGAGCCUGAGGUUCAGCUGGUGAAAAGGGACAACCCCAAGGGCUCGAGCCAGAUCCGCUGCUGUGAUCCCGAGAUGGCUGUGGACGAUCUCCGGGCUUCCAGCACCCCUUUCUCGCUCUCCUUUUCGGGCAGUGGCUUCCUGGCCCUCUACCAGGUUGGGGUGGUGCAGUCCCUGCUGGAGUUGGCUCCUGAGCUCCUCAAGUCUGCCUGCAAGGUCUACGGCUCCUCGGCCGGGUCGCUCAUCGCUGCUGCUGUCGUGUGCGGCGUUGGCCUCGAUGACCUCAAGGAGUUUUUCUUUGCACUGGCAACGGAAGUCAGGAAAACCAUCCUGGGCCCCCUCUCUCCCAAGUGCAGCUUGCUGGCCAAUCUCAAGACUGUCCUGCAGCGGAUGCUGCCGGAGGAUUCCUACCUGCUGGCCUCGGGGCGGCUGCACAUCUCUCUGACACGGGUGGUGGACGGCCAGAACGUCAUGGCCUCGGAGUUCAGCUCCAAGGAGGAGCUCAUUCAGGCUCUCCUCUGCAGCUGCUUUCUUCCAAUUUACUGUGGAUUCAUCCCUCCAUCCUACCGAGGAGUGCGCUACGUGGAUGGAGGCUUCACAGGCCUGCAGCCCGUGUCCAGCCUGGAGGAGCCCGUGAUCACCGUGUCCCCGUUCACCGGCGAGCUGGACAUCUGCCCCCGUGACUGCCCUGCCAUCUUCUUCUGCUUCCAGAUCUUCAACGGCAGCAUCCAGAUCUCCAUAGAGAACCUCUGCAGGAUCAGCUAUGCUCUCUUUCCACCCAGCACCAUGGUCUUGAAUGACAUUUUCUCCCAGGGGUAUCAGGACACAGCCCUUUUCCUGUACAGGAACAAUGCCUUUGGCUUUAACUACUUUGAUGGCAAUUUCCGCUUCGGCAGCACCUGUGGGAAGAAUGACUCUGGAAAAUCCAAUGGGACACACCCCGGCCUGUACAAAAGGGUCCCUCAGUGCCUGACCCCUUACUUCCUGCCAGGCUUGUGGAAGAAGGAGCAGGUGAAUGGACUGCAGGACCCACUGGCAAAGGUCCUACUGCAGCCAUACAGGCUCCCAGCCUUGUUCAGGAAGGGGGUGAAGAAGGUGUGGGGGCUGCUGGAAGGUGUCAGGUCCCUGGUACAACGACUCCACAAGCUCCUCCAAACCUUGGUGCCUGGUUUGCCUAAGACAGAUGUGGACAGGAGGAGGUAACAAGGAUUGUCCCAGCGGUGCCCUGAGGGUCUGAAGCGCUGCCUUGGAAUGUGGUGGGCAACACCAGCACACACCAGCAAGGCUGCUGGUUCUCGAGGGAAUUUUUGAGGAGUAUUUUUUCUUCAGAACCGGUCUGGUUCUGUCUGCAGUGCUGCCACUGCAGUGCCCCUGCUCUGGCCUCACCUCCUUUUCCAUGAUGGCUGAGGAAAAGCUCCAGUGCUGCUCCUGGGAGCCACCCAGGCUGCAGGGGCCAUGGGGCAGCUUCACCUGCAGACCUCACAGCCCAGUCCUUUCCCUGCCCACUCCAUCUUCUCCCCACCAGCAGCAUCCCUUCCCUGCUUUAAUGCAGAUUACAGGGUGGGCAGUUGUCAGGAAAUGCCAUGUUAUAAGUGUUUUCCUCCCACUCAAAAACUUCAAGAGAGAUUCCUCAGAGAGAGAGAGAGAGAGAGAGAGAAGCCUUAGGGAGCAUCAUACUGGGCAGGAACAAAUUUUUCUACAGUUCCCUUAGGUUUUUUUUACCAAUUAUCAAUUCUUGAGCUUCACACCUGCCCACAGUCCUGCUUCUCCUACCUGUGGAGGUGUGAGUGCAUUUGGAUUCCCCUGGAACUUGCAGCUGUGCAGAAGGAUGGAGAAAUCUAAAGAUGAACUUCCCCCUACUUCUGAGUGCUGCAGGCUGCAUAUCCUGACAUUUCACAAAUAUGAGUUCUUCUCAUGCCAUUAUCUGUAACUCACGGCCAUACACAGAGCAUGGACCAGGCAAACACAACCUGUAUCACUGGCCUGCACACAGAAUUAAUUAGCAGUGCUCUUAAUUAUCCAAAAAUUGUGCUGCACAUCAGAAGCUGUGGAUUGGCUUUGCCCCAACUGUGUCUCCCCUGUUUGUUAGUUCCAGACAGGCAACAAAUGGAUCCCAACAGCAGCAGCUAUUUAUUAGAGUAAAUAGCCUGUUUAAUUGGACAAGGGGAAAUGGAACAGAGGGAAGUUUCAUCCAAAGGGUCGAGGAGACUGCAGAAGUGAAUGGGGG